Porites lobata is the source of this 2893-nucleotide messenger RNA. The record is from the annotation of a GenBank genome assembly. Lineage: Eukaryota; Metazoa; Cnidaria; Anthozoa; Scleractinia; Poritidae.
CUCUGAAAUGGCGGAAGGAGACAGCAUUUUCUCCAAAAUCAUUCGUAGAGAGAUUCCUUCUGAAUUCCUUUACGAGGAUGAACAAGUAUGUUAUUCUCAUUUAGCUCGUUAACUUAAAUCAUUUAAGAUUUGCGACUCAACAAUAUUAUCAACAAUUUUGCUCUUUAAUGAGGUGAAAAAACUCAAGCAAGGUCCGUAGGUUGUUCAUUUCACAUUUGAAUUAAGCCUAGAGUAGUUUCAGUUUCAUUUUCUGCAUUUUUAAUGUAUGAUUUUUAAUUUGGUGCAUCUGCAUCUCCAUCCGUUACAAGCAAGCCAAUCCACUCUUCUUUUCCCGUAAAUUCCUCCAUGUUUAACUGCUAACUGCUAUGUUGGAGUUUUGAGCCAGAAAUCAUGUGCAAGUGAAAACCCAUGGGUUAAUCCGGGAUUGGCAAAAAUACCCGUCCCCCAGGUCGCAAAAAGGUGCUAAUGCCCCACCCCCAGGACUGAUAAGGCAUGUAAAUCCCCCACAUUUGCCUGUGGGGGAUGGGUGCAGCAAUUGACUGAUGGAUAACAGCUUGAAAUGGUUAUGAUUCCAGUGUGUUGCCAUAAAGGACAUUAAUCCUCAGGCACCUGUACACUUCCUUGUCAUUCCAAAGAAGCCAAUUCCCCAGCUGUCAAAAGCAGAUGAUGCUGAUGAGCAGGUGAGGAUAGUAAGGGAAGGUUAAAUGGACUGAAAUUUAAAAUGGUGAUACCGUGUGGCACAGAAUUUUUGCGGGUUCUUAUUUUUGUGAUAUUUGCAAUUAUUACAGUGAUCCGCAAAAACAAGUUCCCACAAAUAAAAAUUACCAAACAUUUUUCCUGAAAAAAUUUACUCCUGAGUAAAUAUUCUCUAACAAAAAUACACUACUAAGAAAUUGUGUCUGGUCAAUUACAACUUUCCUCUUUCAUUCAUUCAGAAACAAAACAGUAUAUAAUGUUCUUUUACAUAGGGUACGCAUAUUGUAGUAUUGUAUUUCUAUUGCACCUACUUAACAAAAACAAAAAUAUUAUCAAUGCUUAGUGCUGGGUAACAGUACUUUCUAAAAAUCACAAAAAUUAAUUCAUAGCAAGAAAAAACAAUCUGUCUUUAUUAUUAGUUCUUGCAAAACACAAAAAAUCGCCAAUCCGCAAAAAUAUAAUCCUGCAAAAAUUUUGUGCCACGUGGUAAUCUCCUUGCAACCAACAGGUUCUUGGGUCACAUGAUCUGUACUACAGCCACUCACAACCUUCUGUGUGAAACCACAUCCCCUGUGGCACUCAAGGAAAAGAUAGCCAGUAACUAUUAUGGGGUAAAUAGAACUGAAAAUUAUGCCUUCUUCAUAUGUGAAGAAACAAGAAAAACAUGAUAACCAGCAUCACGCACUUCCAGAAAAUUCUGGAUGUUUUGUGACCAGAAAACAGCUUGACAAGCUUCUAUGAGUAUUCUUAUUAUUGAUUUAUCAUUAUCAUUACUUCAUUAUGAUGAACGUUUUUUAAAACACAAACUUUUGAUUCCACUGGGACUAUCUGAACAACCGGGAUAAUCAGGAAAACUGGGAUAACCAGGACAACUGGGAUGACCAGGAUGACUGGGACAACUAAGACAACUGGGUUAACCAAGACAAACCGGGACAACCGGGAUAACUGGGACCACUGGAACAACUGAGACAACUUGGACAACCAAUUAAAGACAACCAGGACACCCACAACUGGGACAUCUGGGAUAACUGGGAAGACUAUUAUAGCAAGUGCAUCAACAACAGUGGUGGGGGAUCAUCUAAAGUUAGGGGUGGUGAAUGGUACCUCAAAAAACGUGGCUCUCGGAAAAUUUUAACAGGAUCUCGAAAUCUCGGAAGCGUUUUUAAUAACUCUCGAAGCCUCGUUUUUGCAUGGUUUGUUUUUUUCCAAGCCCGAGUCUCGGGCUCGGAUAUCUAGCUAGGGUCUCGGCGUCUGGGCGAGUCUCAGAUUUUCCUCUUCAAUCCUCACAAUGGAGGAGUUAGGAAGGCCACCAAAAUAUUAUUUUGUCAGGCUACAACAUUGAACAGAGAUGCUGGUUACGAGGUCCUUGUGAUCUAUAGAAACGUUUUGUCACAUGAUUAAUUAAAUGGCAGUGUAAAUCACAUGACAAAAUGCCUAAAUCCAUCCCUUCAUAAAGAUUCCCUGAUGGAGUCGAAAGCUUGUGUUUAAAAAUGUUUUUUCCUGUCCUGUAAAUUGAAACGUCAUUUAUCACUGUGACAGGAUUUAGUGAGUCUUUUUUUGCUAAGACAUUAUCAUUAUUUAUUAUAAUUAUUACUGUUAUUAUUAUUAUUAUUAUAUUAUUAUUAUUAUUAUUAUAUUAUUAUUAUUAUUAUAUUAUUAUUAUUAUUCUAGGGGGUGGGAGGGGUAAAUCCUUGCAAGUUACAUGACUGUUGUGAUAUUUCACAUACCAACCUAGAUUGUUCAGUCCCCUUUUUUUCCAUAAGAUCAAGGUUGAGCACUUUGCAUUAGGGGUGGCCAUCAUCAGCUAUCUUCGCUACCUAGCCUGUCGAUGAGUGUCUAAUUGCUUGGUACAUGUGAAAUCAAGAUGGCUACCCCAAAUGGUAAGUGCUUGAUCCUGACAAUCUUAUGAAAAGAUAGGAAUAUAUCUAAUACCGACCCAGCUCUCUACUGCUACUGGCAUUUAUGACUGUCUGGAAGCAAGAAAACAAGAGAGUUUGCAAGAUCAAAUUUCAUUUUCAAUAUUCUAUCUCAGUUACUAGGCCAUCUACUGUUAGUUGCCAAAAAAGUUGCAGCUGAACAGAACCUGACCAAAGGGUUUCGCAUAGUGAUUAAUGAUGGCCGUGAGGGAGGACAGGAGGUGUACCAUAUCCAUGUUCAUGUUUUGGGUGGACGCCAAUUGACCUGGCCCCCAGGUUAG